This is a messenger RNA of Herpailurus yagouaroundi (jaguarundi), 1337 nucleotides long. It is a transcript of the gene LILRA5, whose product is annotated as leukocyte immunoglobulin like receptor A5. The record is from RefSeq and is a predicted model, not a curated record. Gene Ontology annotation, molecular function: inhibitory MHC class I receptor activity. The coding region runs from base 120 to 1022 and encodes 300 amino acids. Gene Ontology annotation, biological process: cytokine-mediated signaling pathway; immune response-regulating signaling pathway. NCBI's taxonomy places the organism in Eukaryota, Metazoa, Chordata, Mammalia, Carnivora, Felidae. Gene Ontology annotation, cellular component: plasma membrane. The transcript is spliced from 6 exons.
CGUGACAACCCCAUCACCAGGCAGACCAGCCCCCAAGUGGCCACACCCUGUGCUUCUGUCUGUCCUCUAAGCACCAAGGUCCCUCCCUCUGCACAGCCAGGGCCAGAGGCAGAGACGCCAUGACCCCCAACCUCACAGCCCUGCUUCUCCUCGGUCUGAGUAUGGGCCCCAGGACCCGAGCGCAGGCAGGGACCCUCCCCAAACCCUCCAUCUGGGCUGAGCCAGGCUCUGUGGUCCCCCGGGGUAGUGCUGUGACCAUUUGGUGUCAGGGAAUCCUGGAGGCCCAAGUGUUCUUUCUGGAUAAAGAGGAACACUCAGGGUUCUGGGAUGUUCAUUUCCCAAAGAAGCCUGGGAACACGGCCAAGUUCUCCAUCACACACAUGACAGAUAGACCUGCAGGACGGUAUCACUGUUCCUGUCGAAGCCCCGCUGGCUUGUCAGAGCGCAGUGACCCCCUGGAGCUGGUGGUGACAGGAUUCCAUGGCAAACCCCAUCUCUCAGCCCUGCCCAGCCCCAUCGUGACCUCAGGAGGGAAGGUGACCCUCCAGUGUGCCUCAUGGGAGAAAUUUGACAGGUUUGUCCUGAGGAAGGAAGGAGAACCCAGGCCCUCGUCGACCCUCGACUCCCAGCGAGCCACCAGUGGGCAGUUCCAGGCCCUGUUUCCUGUGGGCCCUGUGACCCCCAACGUCAGGUGGACAUUCAGAUGCUAUGGCUAUUUCAGCAAAACCCCCCAGAUGUGGUCCUACCCCAGUAAACCCCUGGAGCUCCUGGUCUCAGGAGCAGCUGACACCAUCAGCCCAUCACAAAACAAGUCAGACCACAACACUGGAUCACUGCAGUCAGAGAGGAAUCCAAGAUGCAUCCAGCAGGAAAACUCAAGAGAGAACAAUGCAACGAUCAGAAUGACAGAAUCUGGGAAGCACAUCUUAUGUGCCCAGGAAUUUCUGGAAGAGUAUGUGAGGCAUGUGCUGUGGGAACUGUCAACAUUCCAUGUUGCCCAGACCAGUCCUCAUCCUCUGUGACAUCAUCUCCAACCUCCAAGGACUUAUUCCACAUACCACACGACAUAGUGGUCAAGUAUAUAUCUUUUGUCAUUAUUUAUUUGACACCCAUAACAUUCCCAGGACUAGCAAUGAUCAGAGAACAGGAUCCAUGUGAAUUUAGCACAUACUUUAGUAUUCAUGCUUGGUGCAUUGUGUGAAAUCUAGUUAACUUUUGUAUAGAUUCCUGGCAGGAUGGAUGGAUUCAGGAUUGAUUAUAAAUGGAAAGACAGACAGAAAAGUUUACCUCCACACAAACAUACACAGCAAUCUGCAAUAAAUUAACUCAGCAUCCUC